AUCAGCCCUGGACUGUGCUUGGCAAAGUUUCAGUCUCGCCUCCUAACUGCAUCUAGAUGGAUCUACACUACUGAACGGCGGACGGACAUUUUAAGACAGGAGAAAAAUCUUGAUCAUUUUUUUUCCUGAUUUAUUUUUUUACGUGAGCCAAAUUGCGCAGGGAGAAUGGAGCCGGCACCAAGCAGCACCACCACCCAACCACCCCAAACCCAACACGAACCCAUUAGCUUUGGGAUUGAUCAGAUAUUGAGUGGUUCUGACCCAGAGAACUCCACGCAACAGCACAACACCAGGGAUUCGGAUACUAUUGCCAGCAGUUACCACCUGGGCAGCCCCGCAAGCACCACCACUGCCCCUUACUCAUUGCCUGGCCAGUUCCCUGGCAUCGGCUCGCCCUUCGAGGACUCUGGAUGCUACAGUGUGAAUCUGAGCCUGGCCCCGGCCGGCGUGAUUCGGGUGCCAGCUCACAGACCCAUACCCGGCGCAGUGCCACCCCCUAUCACGAGUGCCAUGCCAACCGUCCCGGGGUUCGGCAGCCUCAAUUUCCCUUGGAUGGAGAGCACACGGCGGUUCGCAAAGGACAGAUUCACUGCGGCUCUAACGCCCUUCACUGUGUCCCGGCGGAUCGGACAUCCCUAUCAGAACCGGACCCCACCCAAGAGAAAGAAACCGCGGACCUCGUUCUCCCGGGUGCAGAUCUGCGAGUUGGAAAAGCGCUUCCAUCGGCAGAAGUACCUGGCCUCGGCCGAGAGGGCGGCGCUUGCCAAGUCCCUCAAAAUGACCGACGCGCAGGUUAAAACAUGGUUUCAGAACAGAAGGACGAAAUGGAGGAGACAGACGGCGGAGGAGCGGGAGGCAGAGAGGCAGCAGGCAAACAGAUUGAUGAUCCAGCUGCAGCAUGAUGCCUUCCAGAAGUCCCUGAGUGACUCCAUCCAGCCGGACCCGCUGUGCAUCCACAACUCCUCGCUGUUCGCCCUGCAAAACCUGCAGCCCUGGGCGGACGAGAACGGCAAGCUGCAGCCCGUCACAUCACUGGUGUGAGAGACGCCCCUCUGCACAGACUCAGAAACAAAAACAAAAACUUAAAAAAAUAGAAAAAAAAAAUAUGUUGGUUUGUUUUUAUAAAUAAAACAAUUAAAAAAACUGCAUGAUUUCAAUGCAACCAAGACUUAUAAUCCAACCAAUGACAACCCCCUCCCUCCCACCUGUACCCAAAAUGGGCCUCCGUAGAUGGAUCCCCUGAACCCACACAUUCUCACUCCGAUUGUCAACACUGGAAGACUGCAACCCCAUUGAAAGCACCGUGACCUGCUCAUCACAUUUCCUCCACUCAUCUCAAUACAGGUUUUUAGAAGCACUGUUCAAACUAAACCUGGUUUUACUGUGGGCCCUCGCAAGCUCUCCCUGUGCAGCAAAGGAGACAGCGUUGACCAGGGAGGAAAGGAGAGGGGAGGGGGUUGCAAAGAGAUGUACCUGGAUGGUUUCCUUCUUCUUUUCUCCUUAGGAAAUGAUUCUCCUGACGAGCACAACAGCCGAGCUGCAGCAUCUCGUUUAAAACCUGGGUGUGGAUUCUGACACUUUAACAGCCAAGAAGGACUGUCUGUAAAUUAAACAAAUAAAUCUGUGGUUUGACUGCAGGGAAAGUAUAUUGGUAGCUAGGACAAAUAACUGGCUAGGAUGGAUAGACUGUUCUUUGAAAGCAGGUUAGCUUCCCACGCCUGGUACUAGUUAAACAAGUCAACACUAUUUCUGGUAUGGUGCAGAAUUCAAGUCUUGAUCAUUGUGUGCAUGUUGUUUAAGAUUAUUGUGACUACACUGGAACCUCAGUUUAACUGAACUUUGCAACCACAGUACUGCACUGGAAACCAUGUUGAGACCAUUGGCAUUAUUAUAGCAAUGUCACUGUGUGUGCAUUGUAACUACAAUUUAGACUCACUAGAAAUAUACAGAUAAUAGACAGCUAAAGUGCAGUCUAUCUACACUGCAGAUAUUUGUCCAGCCUCAGUUUAAAAAACUUUUUUUUUCUUCUUCUUCUUCUUCUUCUUCUUCUUCUUCUUCUUCUUCUUCUUCUUCUUCUUCUUCUUCUUCUUCUUCUUCUUCUUCUUAUUAUGUAUUUAUUGGAACUGAUAUGUGUUUUAAGUUUCAGAUGACAUUUUUAUUUAACUUUUUUUUUAUUAAAUUGUUACUAUUUGUAUUUAAAAUUUAAGAGAAUUACCAGCCCAUAACAGUGGGCUCAGUAAACAUGCAGCCUUGCUGUGUUCUUUCCUUUCCUUUCCUUGACCUGGUCACCACAGACUUAAAAGGCCGGAGGUACACCACCAAUUUCUCAUACUGGAACACGUUUAUGGGAAGUUAGAUGUGCCGAAUAUAAAGACAGCGAUAAAAAAAGAAGACGAAUAUAAGGAAUUAGCAAAUAUUUUUGGGAAAUCACCAGCGGAGGUGAAAGACAAACUGAAGAUAUUUUCCUUCUUCUGGACAAAUACCGAGUCCAGAGGUUCUUCAGGUUGUCUUUUACCUCGGCUGGUCCACACUCGAGUUUUCAAAAUGAUUCCAAUUACUAUAGCAGCUGCUUUACUGCAAACAGGUACCAUCUCAAAAUUGCUUAAAAUAAUUGUCAAUUUUCCAUUGUGCGUGUGGCACAUUUAGCAACAGCAACUCAGUUGUCAAUUUUUUGCUGUCAACUAGAAUCGAUAAUAAAAACAGUUAAUUGCUUGUGUAUCUCCGGCCUGGUAAAGGCCUGAUAAAGGCUAGAUCCACCAAAGGAUUUGUGGAGCUCUCACCAUUUAGUGCAUGGCUGCUGAGUUACUAUUGACAUAUACUGUAUAUUAUAUGUCAGUAGAACUCAAGGAACAAGGACAAGGAUGAGAAAGACAGUUACAACAGACCAGGUCAGCACAAAGCACCUAACACAGCUUUGUAAAAAAAAAAUUAAAAAAAAGAAUACUUUUUGAGCAAUAGCACUCGUCCUAAAAAGUCACUUUAAAUAUUCCCAGAAGCUCUCGUCUCUCCCGUUCUUAAACUGCUUAGCCUCUCAGGCUUCAAUUCAAUGUUAUUUAUGCUGUCACCUCUGUCAUAAUAGCAGCUUUAUAGAAGUACCAAAUAUUAAAACACACUAAAACUGGGAUGAUGAUCUUUUUUUUUUGGGCAAUUUUAAAAUGAACAUAACUGCAACCCUUUAUCCUUUUUGUAGUUACUUAGUUCUCCGUAAAGCUGCUACAAUAAAAGCAGUGCAAUACUUACUUAAAAAGAAUAUUCCCUGCCUCAGAAAUGGAUACAUGGUGGCACAAAUGAGAUUUAGAAUAGAACUUCUCCAUUAUGGUUAAAUGUAGUAUUGCUGGUUUUGAGUUAGAAAAUAAAUCUUUUCGAUUUAAGGACACAUAAAAAAAUAAAUAAAAACAACGCUUUAGGGUAUUAUGAAAGCUGAGGGAAGUUCCAGAGGUUUAAAAACUGCUGCUAAGGUUCUCGUUCAGCUGAAACGAAGACGCAAGAGAACCAUAAAGCAUAAAUUUCCGACAAUUUCUUCAAUCAUCUUUAUGUCGACAUGGAUAUGCAGUGAAGUGGACCAUUGUUUUCACUUCAGUUGAUUCAUUAUCAAUUCAUGCAUUUUUUAGUGGCAAUACGAUGUUGCAUUGAUUCGUUUGUGUUUUCCCUGUAGAUUCAUUCGACAGAACUGGUCUCCGAGACCUGUGUUGUCAGCAAUCAGGAUGAUCCCAUGCUUUUACCCCUUAACUUCCAGCCAUGUUUGAAACAGCUGUCUGUGCAAAGUCCAAACCAUGUAAUUUCAAGAACAUGCCAUCAGUCUGCCUCCAGGUUUAUUCCAGCUCAGGACUUUUGGGCGUAAUCAAAAUUAUUUUCAGUCAGGUGGCUGUACGGGGCAGUGUGUCUCCCCCAUGGCCAUAAUGAAAAGAGAAUAGACAUUUCUUAGUCGAUAAGGGGUCUCUUUAAAUAAAGAAGUUUAACUUAAAAUAAUAAUGACUUGAAUUAAAUAGAUACAGGUCUUAUAAAACUAUAGUGUUUCUAUAGUGUUUCUAUGGUGUUGAUUAAAUCCAGACCUUUCCUCAUAAUGUUGCAGGUUAUAAAGUUCUUCCUUUCUCCAGUCUACCUUGUCCCGGCUGGGGGAUUGUACAGUCAAAAGGAUCAGGGCAGGGCAGCUGUUUGGCACCCUCUGUAGCUUUAGGAAAAAUUGUCCUCUGUUUUUCUAUCCUGGACUGUCCUGGGACAAGAGCUUGACCGCUGUCUGAGAGGCAGAUAAAAGAAAUACAGAAAAUCUUUAUUUCAUUUUGACUUUAUUUAAAUUUUAAAAUGUGCAGAGUUUUAAAGUCUUCUCAAUGUGUGGGGUUGUCAUAAAUAAAUGUAUUAUACUUUGUAUUUGAUAAAUAUGUAAAUAAAAAAGUUUUUUUUCUUUAAAAAUAAAGAACUUUGUGCCA
Acipenser ruthenus (sterlet) is the source of this 4427-nucleotide messenger RNA. RefSeq names its product T-cell leukemia homeobox protein 3-like. Gene Ontology annotation, molecular function: RNA polymerase II cis-regulatory region sequence-specific DNA binding; DNA-binding transcription factor activity, RNA polymerase II-specific. Gene Ontology annotation, biological process: regulation of transcription by RNA polymerase II; animal organ development. The transcript is spliced from 3 exons. The record is from RefSeq and is a predicted model, not a curated record. Gene Ontology annotation, cellular component: nucleus. Lineage: Eukaryota; Metazoa; Chordata; Actinopteri; Acipenseriformes; Acipenseridae. Bases 166 to 1041 code for a protein of 291 amino acids.